AAUUUUUUUUUUGGAAUUAAGCAAUUUUAUUACAUUGUAACGUGUAUAAGCAAGAAUGCAGAUAAAAUAAUAUUGAGAAUACUUUAAAAUUUUUACUAAUCAUCAUGUAUACUCUCCUAGAAACAUCUAAAGAGAGUUUAUUUAAAAAGUAUCUCAGAAUCUUCUUUGUAGUUGCUGCUUAUUGGAUUAUUUCAAUCACAACAGUUUUCGUGAACAAAGAAUUAUUUAGUGGAACCAAAGUAAAGCUGAAUGCUACACUUUUCGUGACAUGGUUUCAAUGUGUCGUUUCAACAUUCAUUUGCGUAUCCGCAACGUUUAUGAGCCAAAAGUUUCCUAGAGCCUUCCGGAUUAAUCUGCCAGAAGCUAAACCAUUUCAUUGGGAAACUAUCAAAAGAGUCAUUCCACUGUCAAUUUUAUUCACGAUGAUGAUAAGUAGCAACAAUUUGUGCUUAAAAUUCGUGUCAGUUGCUUUUUAUUACGUCGGUCGGUCUCUUACAACAAUAUUUAAUGUUAUUUUGACUUAUAUCUUUCUACGAGAACGACAAAGUGCUAAAAGUAUUGUAUGCUGCUUGGUAAUAAUUGCAGGAUUUCUUCUUGGUGUUGAUCAAGAAUCUUUGACAGAAACAUUUUCUCUGGUUGGAACAAUUUUUGGUAUCAUUGGAUCUUUUUCUCUCUCAAUGUAUUCAAUUUAUACAAAGAAAACGCUCCCCCAUGUAAAUGGUGAAGUUUGGCUUUUAAGCUAUUACAACAAUCUUUAUUCGUGUUUCCUAUUUCUUCCACUUAUUUUAAUAAAUGGCGAAUUUAACACAGUUCUGAAUUACGAGUACAUAGGGAAGCUUUGGUUUUGGUGCGCAAUGUUGAUUGGAGGUUUUUGUGGAUUUCUUAUUGGCUAUGUGACAACACUACAAAUAAAAGUUACAUCACCUCUUACGCAUAACAUAUCUGGAACUGCUAAAGCUUGCGCUCAAACAGUGAUGGCAACUUCUUGGUAUCACGAAGUGAAAAGUUUUCUUUGGUGGACAUCAAAUCUCGUUGUACUUCUCGGAAGUUUCUCCUAUGCUCGUGUUAAGCAACUUGAAAUGGCUAAGAAACAUCGUGUAGAACAAAAUACCCAAAAACUUUAAUUAACUUAUAAUUUAUAAGAUCAAUAUUUAAAAGUAAUGAACGAACAAAUAAAAUUUAACGAACAAAUGAAAUUCAAAAA
Molecule: messenger RNA, 1204 nt
Organism: Clunio marinus
Lineage: Eukaryota; Metazoa; Arthropoda; Insecta; Diptera; Chironomidae
Source: the annotation of a GenBank genome assembly